Messenger RNA from Schistosoma intercalatum, 4452 nucleotides. NCBI's taxonomy places the organism in Eukaryota, Metazoa, Platyhelminthes, Trematoda, Strigeidida, Schistosomatidae. The record is from the annotation of a GenBank genome assembly.
AUGAAUUCAUUACUACUACUUACAUGGUUCAUAAUAGCCUAUAUAAUUGUCGGUGCAUCCAGUGAUAGUUUUUACUUUUCUGUCAGUCCAAAUGACCAAGAUGUUGAAGAAGGGCAACCAUUACGUUUGAGAUGUGCUGUAACUCCAUCAAAAGAUAUUUAUUACUCAUGGUUACAUAAUGGUACACGUUUGCAAUUAGAAAAAGAGAGUGGUCGACGUUACCUUGAAGUGGAUAGUAAUUUACAGAUUUUACAUGCUGAUCGUGAAUUAGAUCCUGGUACCUAUCAAUGUCAAGCGUUGAACCGUUCUUCAACUUUCACGACAGCUAGUAGAGAAGCAAAAGUAAACAUUUACUGGAUGGAUCCAGAUGUUCAUGUAUCUUUAAUUAAACCAUUACGUUAUGAAGACAUUCGUUUAGGUGAAGAAGUUGAAUUAACAUGCAACGUUAAAGCAAAUCCACCAUUAAGUCCAGCAAAUAUUAAGUGGUUUCACAAUGGGAAUGCGCGUUUACCAAAUACAGAAUUUCGAAGUAAUGGAAAUUUACGUAUAGCAGUUUUUGGUAUUGAACAUACAGGAAGUUAUCAUUGUCGUGUUAUACAUGCAGCUGGUAAAUUAGACAGCAGGCCGCCAUUUUUAAUUCAAAUGACAAGUGACGAUCCCCCAAAAUUAAUUACUGAUUUGGUAAAUCAUGAAUUUUCGAAAUUUGUUAUGCGUGGCCGUUCCGUUGAAUUGGAAUGUCCUCAACCAGGUGUACAAAAGUCAGCAGAUACUAUAGCUCCGAUUACAGUAUGGGGAUUAAUGCCACGUUUAGGAGAGCAACAACAACCUGUAUCAACUUUAAGAGAUAUUCAAUUUGCCGAUCAAGAUACAAAAUUAGUUAUCAGUAAUUUUGAUAUACAUCAUGUGAGCUUUUACACAUGUGAAAUUAGUUGGCCUAAUUCACCAGAUCGAUAUGUUUUUCUUUUUCAAGUUGAACUAGCUGCUCUUUAUUACCCAAAGCGAUCGAAUUUUUCGCCUCGUCUAAAAAAGAAUCAACCAUAUAUUGUUCGAAUCAAUGAAGAUGCAAAUCUACGUUAUUAUUCUGAUGAAUCACCAUCUAAUUCAUUUGUUACCGAUCAGAUCUCAAAUCCAACACCAAAAAUUAUAUGGCAUAAAAAAGAUGAGCAUCAAUCAAUUCCUAUUUGGCCUCCAAUUUCAUCGUCUUCAAUGAUAGAUGAAUCAAAGUUAAAUGGUCCAAAACCUAGAAUUUAUGCUUUACGUGGACGUCAUUUAGUAAUUCAUUCUGUUACUGAAUUAGAUUCUGGAUCAUAUGAAAUGAUUUUAACGAAUACCGCUGGUCGUGCAUCUAUUGUAUUUGAUAUUUUAGUUAAUUUUCCACCUGAAUUCUACCAACCAUUAACUCAUGAAGAACAUGCCUUAGAUGAAGACAGUUCCAUUACACUAGAUUGUGGUAUUAAAAAGCGUUCAAUUCCAGGAAGUAUUGUCUAUUGGGAAAAAGAUCAACGUGUUUUAGAAAAAUACACCAAUAGUCUUAUGGCUUUAGAGAAUAAUGGUGAAACUUUACGAUUUCCUGAACUGAAACCCGAAGAUCAAGGUCAAUACCAAUGUUUCGUUCAAACUGAUGGAUAUAAAGAAAGGUGGUCUGGUCGUGAGCAAACCUUAAUUGUUAAAGCUAAACUGCAAUUUUUACGUGAAUUUCGUGAACAUUUUCUUGAAAUUAAUAUGCAAGGACGAAUACCAUGUAAAGCUAGAGGUUAUGGUACAGUAACUGUUGAAUGGUUUCGUAAAGUUGGUCCACAUUCUAGUGAUUUGCAAAGGAUUCACCCACCUAAUCAAGUAGAAGGUGGUACUUUAAUUAUCCAGUAUGUACAGAAACAUGAUGCCGGUGAUUAUGUAUGCAUAGCCAAGUCAACAUAUAAGAAUGCUCAAAUUAAUAUGACUGUCAGUGUUAUUGUUGGAGAAAAACCUCAAAUAUCACAAAUCAGUGCAAACCAAACAAUUCGCGUUGGUAAUCAAGUUAUACUUAAUUGUCAUGCAUCAGGUGAUCCACAUCCGCAAAUUAGUUGGAUAGUUAAAAAACCCGGUUAUAAAAUUCCAAGUGUUUAUACUCCAUUAGUUGAUAGUGAAUUACUAAUUCCCCAGUCUACUGAUUUAUCUGAUUCAAGUCGAUCAGCUGAUAAUCAUUUACAAGAACAACAAUUUUUGCAACCACCACCGUCUAGUUCAAGUUCUUCAUCAGCUUCGAUUGAUCAUAAUUUAAACAGUGCAUCUAGCGCGGAUGCUGUUGUAGCUGCAAUUUCAAGAAAUAUGCAAGCAAAUGGAGGACGUAUAACAGCUUUUUCAAAUGGUAGUUUAAUUAUUAAACAAGUGCAUUUAUCAGAUCAAGCUGAGUAUAUAUGCGUUGCUGGCAAUAAACAUGCUAUCAAAACUCGUCAAGGAGUAUUUGUCAGAGUCCUCACUCCGGAAGAAUAUACUCGACAACAACUUGGUGAAGAUGGUACAAGUACUGGUAUGAUGAAAACUAUUUUUAUAGUAGUUGGAUGUGCUGUUGCCUAUUUAGGCUUAAUUAUUGGAUUAACAACAUUCUGUAGUGUUCGUAUGGUACGUACUCGACGUAACCGAUCACGUAAAAGUGGUGGCAAGUUACAUGAAAAUGGUCAAUUACUUAAUCCUUUGAAUGAUCCUAGUAAUCCGAAUGGUGGCAAAAGAGGAUCACAAGGAAGCGGCGGGGGUGGCACUGGAACUGGUAAUAUGGAAUGUGGUUUAUUAUUAGGAGGCGGUUGCACAUCGGGGAUAAAUACAACUGCAAAUGCAUCUCUUAGUCAACUACCUCAUUAUGGUCGCCCCGUGUUGACUAGUGCAUCUGGCACACGAAGUGGAACAAAUUAUCCUGAUAGUGGUACUUUACCACAUCCUUUAAUGUGUACAGAACCUGGGUCAAAUCAAAGGCCAAACAUUUCAGUAAAUGAUACGAAAUGCUGGUGGCCUAUAAGUGACAAUGCAUAUUAUGGACAAAACGAUGCUCAGGCCAAACUACUACAGUCGGCCGGUGCCGCCGGACCAAUAGACGGAUUUGCUAAUCCUUUGACAGAUAUUGGAGAUCUUAACGGUCACUCAUAUGUACAUGGACACUCUAUGAUGAGUCCGUCAUGUAAUCUUAUGUUUUCGGCGCACAAAGGCACUAGUACGGGUGUGGCUAGCAGUACAAUUGCUACAACUACAUCUGAAUCACAUCUUGUCUCUGCACCACCACCAACUCCGCUUGAUUCACGAUCACAUUUUAGUGGAGUAUCUUCUGGUAAUUCAACUAGCUUGUACUCUCGUUCCCUUUUAAGUGGUGCUUCUAAUUUCGGAUCACCUCCCAAUCAAAUGGCUUCACAUGUCAAUAGCUUGAAUCAAUAUGAUCAGUCAAAUGCAUUACACACUAUUAGUCAAACAGAUCGUAUGAAUUAUCCACGUUGUGAACUACAAAUGGAAGGAAUACUAGGGAAAGGUGAAUUCGGCGACGUAUUCUUGGCUCGUGCUCGUCAUAUACAAGAAGGUGAAGCUCAAUCCUUAGUAUUAGUCAAAUCAUUGACUUCAUGUGAUUCAGUACAUAUUAAUGAGUUUCAUCGUCAAUUAGAAUUGUUUGGUCAGUCUGAUCAUGAUUAUGUUACACGUUUAUUAGGGGUAUGCAUGGAACAAGAACCAUUCUAUAUUUUGUUAGAAUAUUGUGAAUGGGGUGAUCUAAAACAAUUUUUACGUUGUAUGCGUGAAGAGAAUUCAGCAUCACUUAAAAUGCCACCUUUAACUUGUACACAAAAGAUGAGUAUAUGCAAGCAGUUAGCUCUUGGUAUGGAUUAUUUAGCUCAUAUGCAUUGUGUUCAUCGUGAUUUAGCAGCUAGAAAUGUACUCUUAACUCAAGGUUUAGAAGUGAAAAUAUCAAGUCUUGGCUUGGCUAGAGAUGUUUAUGCAAAUGAAUAUUAUCGUUUACCUAAUACAGAACAAUUUAUACCAUUAAGAUGGUUUGCACCAGAACUUAUUCAUGAAAUAACAACUAAUACAACAAUGAAUACAACUGCACGACAUGUAUCAUUAUGUAAUGGACAUGAAAAUAAAUCAUUGAAACAAUUAGCUAAUCCAGCUAUACCCUAUUCUACACAAUCCGAUGUUUGGGCAUUCGGUAUAUUAGUUUGUGAAGUCUUUUCAUUAGCAGCACUUCCUUUAGCUAGAUUGUCUGAUCAAGAAAUUAUUGUUGCUGGUCAACGAACAGCUAUGCUACUAAAUAACACUAGCGGUUUUACUAAAUCAAAACUUAGCACUACCGAUUCAUCACCAUUGAAACCGGAUUUAGUUGCUGAUAUACCAAGUGAAUUAGGUAAUUUAUUAAAUCGUUGUUGGUCUCCAACACCACAACAUCGACCUACAUUCAGUGAAAUUGCUAUUAUUAUACGUGAUCUUUCUGCAUCAUAA